This is a messenger RNA of Ilex paraguariensis (yerba mate), 726 nucleotides long. Lineage: Eukaryota; Viridiplantae; Streptophyta; Magnoliopsida; Aquifoliales; Aquifoliaceae. The record is from the annotation of a GenBank genome assembly.
AUGACAGCUCCUCAAAGCCACCCCACUAUUGCAACUGUCAAUGACAGUCCCUCACCAUCGGUAGAAAGCCCAAUGGUCCGACUCCAGAAAUUCCCCGCAGCUGGAGCAGCACCCUACAUUCCUGUCAGGCACUAUAGGGCACACCAUGGGAUUGCACCACCUGUGACGAUACGAAAUGCGAUACCUGUUUUCUCUGCACCGCCACUUCCCCGGCCUAGUCAGACAUCACAGGUGAGGAGGCCUCCACCAUUGGGUGUAGCACCACCUGUCUGUGUAAGGCAGGCUGUGCCAGCUUUUGCUGCUCCACCAGUUCGAGUAGAGGACCCACCAGUCUCUAAGACUCCUAUCGCCCGACCACCCAGUGUUGUCACACAGAUGGACGGGACAAUGAGUGCAGACCAGGACAAGCUGCAGGAGGCUGUGCCAGUUUCUGCUCCUCCACCAGUUCAAGUAGAGGAGUCGCCAGUUUCUAAGGCUCCUAUUGCUCCAACAGCCAGCACAAUGUCAUGCAUAGAUGUGACGAGGAAUGCAGUCCAGGACAUACUUCUGGACGCUGUGCCAGUUUUAGCUGUUCCAGGAGCUCGAGUAGAGGAACCACCUGUUACUAAGGCUCUUAUCGAUUCACAAGACAAAUCAUUGGUACAGAUAGAAGAGAAGUGGAGUACAGUCCAGGACAAGCCAGAGGACUAUGCAAUAAUAGAGGAGUUGAAAGCGCUAAGGAUGUAA